UUGCAUGUCCACCCGAACGCUUCGCACUUCUUUGCCCUUGUCCUCGCAGCCUUAAAUCUGCGACCUUCCCUGGGGGCACAGUCUGGUCCUACUUGAUUGAUAGUUCUGUGUUUUGAGAGGUUUUAAAGCUCUUCAGCUCGGGACCUCGGCGCCCACACCACGCGCCCAGCUCCCUCACCCUCUGUCGGCAACGCGGCCACCACUGCUCACUGCCCCUCCUGCAUGGCCCCUGCCAACGCUAAUACCAGAGUUAGGCCGAUUGGAAAUGGAAGCUUUGUUUCACCUAAAUGUUUAUUUAGCAAAGAGUUCGUCCCCAACGUUAGUCGUAAUUGUGGAGUCGGUGUAAUUAGUUAUUAGCUUCUUUCUCUGCCUCUUCUCUGCCUUCCGCCGCGUGCCCAGAGCCCCAUUCGCAUUUCAUCGGAGAUGGACGUGCCACCUUCAGCUUCCACAGGGGAAGAGGCCCUGCCACAGUCAUUUAAAUGGAUUGUGUAGGGAUUCCUGACACAGCUAGCGAUUCAUUGAGGUGGCAAGAUAAACUGGCGGAAUGAGGCCUUUAUCAAAGGCCUUUAUCAAAGAGGAGUCUGCUAUCAACUUAGUAACAAAUUUGGGGAUCCUGAUCUGGAAUUGGAAGAUCCACGUCACCCUCCUUCAUGGACCUGGAGCUCCCCACUUCCACACCACCACCAGCGGGCACAUGCGGCAGAUGUUGACAUCUUGCUGGAGUUGCAACACUCAAGAAGAAACAAAAAGAAAAGACCUCCUCUGGCGUGGUCACCGGCCAGUGAUGAUGACAGCCUCUUCAUCUAUGACUGCAGUGCUGCAGAAAAGAAGUCACAAGAAAAUAAAGGGGAGGACGCGCCCUUGGACCAGGGGAGCGGUGCGAUUCUGGCGUCCACCUUCUCCAAGUCUGGCAGCUAUUUUGCUUUAACCGAUGACAGUAAGCGUCUGAUUCUUUUCCGUACAAAACCAUGGCAAUGUCUGAGUGUCAGGACCGUGGCAAGGAGGUGUACAGCCCUGACUUUCAUAGCCUCGGAGGAGAAGGUCUUGGUGGCCGACAAGUCUGGAGACGUCUACUCCUUUUCGGUGCUGGAGCCACACGGGUGUGGCCGUCUAGAGCUGGGGCACCUGUCUAUGCUGUUAGAUGUGGCUGUGAGUCCUGAUGACCGCUUCAUCCUCACUGCCGACCGGGACGAGAAGAUCCGAGUCAGCUGGGCCGCGGCGCCCCAUAGCAUCGAGUCCUUCUGCUUGGGGCACACAGAGUUUGUGAGCCGUAUCUCCGUGGUGCCAACUCAGCCCGGGCUGCUUCUGUCCUCCUCUGGGGACGGCACCCUGAGGCUCUGGGAGUACAGGAGCGGCCGCCAGCUGCACUGCUGUCACCUGGCCAGUCUGCAGGAGCUGGUGGACCCCCAGGCCCCCCAGAAGUUUGCCGCGUCCAGGAUUGCAUUCUGGUGCCAGGAGAACUGCGUGGCGCUCCUGUGCGACGGCACUCCUGUGGUCUACAUCUUCCAGCUGGACGCCCGCAGACAGCAGUUGGUGUACAGGCAGCAGCUGGCGUUCCAGCACCAAGUGUGGGACGUGGCUUUCGAGGAGACCCAGGGGCUGUGGGUGCUCCAGGACUGCCAGGAAGCCCCCCUGGUGCUCUACAGGCCUGUGGGCGACCAGUGGCAGUCUGUUCCUGAGAGCACCGUGUUAAAGAAAGUCUCUGGUGUUCUUCGUGGGAACUGGGCCAUGCUGGAAGGCUCUGCCGGCGCAGACGCCAGCUUCAGCAGUCUCUACAAGGCCACGUUCGACAACGUGACCUCCUACCUGAAGAAGAAAGAGGAGAGACUGCAGCAGCAGCUAGAGAAGAAGCAGCGGCGCCGGAGUCCCCCGCCUGGGCCCGACGGGCAUGCCAAGAAGAUGAGACCGGGGGAGGCGACGCUAAGUUGCUGAUCGUGGCGGUCAGUGGUGUCUCUCACCUCAAAUUAGGAAAAGCUUUUUAACUUGUUCCCCUGCAUCCUGGCAUGUCCCUUCAAGAAGGAAAAGGUGACAUCAGUUGUGACCAGCUCAGAGGAUGGGGCUGUCCCCUGGGCUCUAGAAAGAACAUUCUGUGUCACCAGCACAGGCUCUUGCUGGGUGCCUGUGCCCCCUUUCUGGUUGAAGGGAAGCCAGACCAGUGGAGUGGAAGCUCUUGAAGCACUUUCUUUUCAUGUCGGAGGCUGCGUGUGAGCCGGUGGUGGCGGCAGCUGUCUGUGUUUCUCCUGUUCUCAUACCGCCCUUCGUGUCCGCUGCAUCUUCCUCUAGGAGCAUCUGUGGGCUGACGUUUCUGGCAUGGUGGAUGUUUUCAUGUUGUUCCGCCGUCUCAGCAUCCAGGUGACGUGCUGUCCCGCAGUAGCUGCUCGCCACACAGGCUGUUGAAACUCAGCACGAAUGCUUGAGCCUGCCCCAGCCCCAGCCGUAGCCCUUGUGCUCAGGAGCUGCUCCUGGAGAGUGGCUCCCUUGUGGGAAGUGAGAAACACGUUUCGGAGUCGCAGGGAGCUCUGUCUGGCAUCGGUGGCACAGAUGGUGAACUUGUUUCAGGAAGUGUGAGCACGGGCCUGGCUGGCACCCGGUUUACAGGGAGGUGAUUGAGGACGUCGUUAUGAUUUGAUUUGACCUUGGCACACACUGCAGAGCCACAGGGAUGUUGCUGAAUUUCAAUCACCGAUCAGCAAGGAUGAACCUUCUCAACUUCCUAGGAAUGUUUAGCAGCAACCGAAUAUACCAGGCAAAACUC
Molecule: messenger RNA, 2755 nt
Organism: Homo sapiens (human)
Lineage: Eukaryota; Metazoa; Chordata; Mammalia; Primates; Hominidae
Gene: WDR4
Product: WDR4 tRNA N7-guanosine methyltransferase non-catalytic subunit
Exons: 12
Coding region: 1132-1932 (266 amino acids)
Biological process (GO): tRNA (guanine-N7)-methylation; RNA (guanine-N7)-methylation
Cellular component (GO): nucleus; chromosome
Source: RefSeq, a predicted model, not a curated record